Messenger RNA from Gaeumannomyces tritici R3-111a-1, 1985 nucleotides. RefSeq lists its product as hypothetical. Lineage: Eukaryota; Fungi; Ascomycota; Sordariomycetes; Magnaporthales; Magnaporthaceae. The record is from RefSeq and is a predicted model, not a curated record. The transcript has 2 exons. The coding region runs from base 523 to 1038 and encodes 171 amino acids.
AGUCGGAAACGGGUGGGGAAAUCCUUGAAGGGGUGCUCUCGCCCGGCGGACGACGUGAAAGGCUGGAGGCGUUGGCGAAAUACCUUCCGGAUAGAGAACGAGCAGCCCCCCAGGCGGGUGGUGGCCGUUGUGGUCUCAUCGUCCCACCCACAUUCUUUGGCGAGCUAGCGGUUAUGGUUUAGACAAGCGAGCUGGCCCAGGGCCAGCGUUGCAUGGCAUGGCAUGGCCUGCCGGAGCAUGUAGCCGAUUUUGCUUGUCCAAGAAGGGGACAUCAGCCGGGUUCACAUGGUAAGAAUAUGGGUAUCCGGCUGCCUUCUUAGGGCAGGUACGAAAGGGAAACGGUUGGGAUUUUUAUUUCUUAUUUACCUAGGGAUUCCCUUUUGGAGGAGUCCAACUUGAAGAGGCAGUAAAUCUCAUUCAUACGUCUUGUUCAAUCCCGACCCCGUUUGCGACCAGACCAAGAGCGCCUACCAACACAGUUCCUAAACAAUACCCACCGCCCAUCCCCCAUCCCACCCCAAGAUGCCCAUCGCCGUGCUGCCGGCGCUGAUCCCGGACAUACCGCGGCUGUACGAGAUAUACUUUGCGUCCUUCAAGAACGACAUGAUGGGCCGCGUCAUAGUCGACAUACUCUUCCCCGGCGGCAAGACGGACACGGCCGAGUUCCGGGACGCGCACGCGAGGGCCACGCUCGACUGGUGGCACAAGUGCGACCACCAGUACACGCUCAAGUGCGUCGACACGGACACGGGCGACAUCGUCGGCAUGGGCCUCGGCGACGCCCACUUCCGCGAGCGGUCGGCCGAGGAGCGCAAAUUCGAGGGCUGCGCCUGGCUCGAGGGCAAGGAGCGCGAGCGCGCCGACGCGGUGCUGGUGCCGCUGGCCGAGAUGCGGGAGAGGCUGUGGGGUGGGCAGCGGUAUAUCUACGUCCACGUCAUCGCCGUCGACCCAAAACACCAGGGGCCGCGGCGCCGGCAAGGCCUUCAUCGAGUGGGCGCUGGCCACGGGCGAGGCGUGCGGCGUACCCGUCUACUUUGAGUCGUCGCCGUCGACGGUCAAGCUGUACGAGCGCAUGGGCUUCUCCCGCAUCCGCGACAAGAUCUCGCACAAGGGCAAGGUGCUGGGCCUGCCGCUCGUCACCGUCGACGUGCCCCUCAUGGUCUUCAUGCCGUCGGCCGCGGGCGGGCUGACGUUUGACCAGUGGCGCGACGCCGGGUACCCCAAGUUCGGUUCCGAGGCCGCGAGGAGGGUCAAGGCUGAGGUUGGCGCUGGAGGAGGAGGGGGAAGGAGUGCAAAGGUGCCCGUAGAGACGAGCUCGGCUGCCAGCAGUGAAGGGCUCAAGGCGGAUGCUGGGGGGAGGAGGCGUUGGUGGAAAAAGCUGAUCAAGUAGGGUGCGUUUUUUCUCUGCCUUUAUCUCUCAUUAAGUUUCUCGAUAUCUAGGCCUCGGACGGCGGAAUACCCCAUGCCACGGAUUUGGUGUCUUUAUUUUUUUCAAGUAUUCUUGUUCUUUUGCAAAAGACACAGCACACCGAGUGACCGCGGUGUUAAGUGCUCGGUAUUUUCGGACUUGGGAAGCAAUGCGAGACGCACCCAAUAAAAAAAAGUGGCGGGCCUCGUAAUUGCCCAAACACAGGGGUCUAGUCAUGGACCGAGGCCGGAGCUGUUGCGAGAGAGGGCCUACUACGCAGGGUCGGAUCGGGCGACUUGGGGAGGACACGAGCAGAGGCGGGCGUGGAAAAAGCGCAGCCAUCAAGUCGCAUUGCAUGGUCGGCUAUUUCGGCCAGCCCACACCCCUCGGUCGAGCGAAACCCACACGAUGAGGCAAAUACGCCGACGGGCUAGCCACGUAGGGAUGUGCUUCCCUGCCGUUGAUCUAAUCUGAUCAUCUGAUAAAAACCCAGCCAUUUAUGCUGCCCAGCGCUUCUCUUCACUCGUCUCCUCCACCCGCCGACACGCACGUAUACACCUCUUCUCAAGAGCGGGUC